Coregonus sp. 'balchen' is the source of this 19822-nucleotide messenger RNA. NCBI's taxonomy places the organism in Eukaryota, Metazoa, Chordata, Actinopteri, Salmoniformes, Salmonidae. The record is from the annotation of a GenBank genome assembly.
CGAGGAGGAAAAACAUCUCGGAAAACAAGGACAAGGAAUUUCCUCCAAUAAAACAUGUUGGAUUCGCUCACAUUACUCCUGGAAAAAGUAUUCUUCCUCACUCACCUCAAUGUCUUCAAUCACUUCAGGACCAGUCUGUUCUUUUCAGACACACAAAGAGAGCGGGAGAAGAAGAGAGUUACAAAUCACUGCGAGAAAGAAGGGGAGAGAGAGGAGGUCCCCGAUCCCACCGCCGGCGCCGCACUCCCAGACUCCCUAUACCAGCGGGGAGACUUGCUAGAAGUCCCCCGGACUCUAUUCACUCAUUUUGGCAUCUAUUUAGGGGACAACCGGGUGGCACAUCUGAUUCCGGAUAUCUUGCCACUCUUUACAACCGACGAGCGUUCCGUUCAGGUGAUGGUCACGAACAAACGGUUAGUUCUCGGCGUCCUAUCCAAGAGCGCCAGCGUCCGGGUGGAUACCGUUGAGGACUUUGCCUACGGCGCGUCAAUUCUACUGAACGUUAUGGACACUGCGGUGCAGAAACGACCGUUGGAUGGCGAAGAGAUCGCGAGGAGAGCGGAGAAACUGGUCGGGAAGAUACCUUACAGCUUGCUGUGGAAUAACUGUGAACAUUUCGUUACUUACUGCCGGUACGGCAGCGCAGUCAGCAUUCAGACAGACAAGGUAACGUAGGGAUGUUGGCCUAGAAAUUGGCCUUUCUUCUUUUUUUUUUACGCACUGCGCGGACCUUUUGAAGACGCCGUCUCUCUAAAAAGCUAUAUAUCCCAAAGUUCCGCUAACUGCAAAAUGAUAACAGUGUUUUACUAUAUAGGCCUACAUUUAAUAGGUCCCUAUAUGUGUUGAUUAUACUAUGGGGUGUGGGUCCUAAAUAUAAUAUAUAAUAAUAUAAUAAUAUAAUAAUAUAAUAAUAAUAAUAUAAAUGGGUCCUGUGUGCGCACUUGGAACUGUUGCGCGCUGGCGAGAUGUUUUCACAGAGUGAUGCUGCAGGACUUUUCCGUUUCUAUAACUAGUUGCAGAAUUUGAAUACUUAAACAUUAGCAUAUUAAUUUAUAGAUUAAGUUAAUGCUGUGAACUAGUAAUUGCUGGUUUAGGUGAUAGGCCUAUAUGCCUUGAUAAAAAAUAAAAUAAAAUAAAAGUUAGUCUAUAACUCCAUUCAAAGUAGGCUAUCAUAAAGCAGGAUCAUUUGAUUAAUCUCAAGUAAAAUCGGCUAAAAAAUAGUCUUUAGCCUACUUUACUCUAUGAGCAAUGUUAAUGAUGUGUAUCAAUAUGGACCCAUGUUUAUAGAGCAAUUGUGAUCAUGACGCAAAAGGCAGACAAAGAAUACGUCCCAAAUGACACCCUAUUCCCUCUAUAGGCCUAUUAUGGUGCACUAAUUGUGUCCAGAGUCAAAAGUAGUGCCCUGCUCUGGUCAAAAGUAGUGCCCUGCUCUGGUCUAAAGUAGUGCACUAUGGGGAAUAGGGUUCCAUUUGGAACUCAGGCAAUUAUUUGUCCAAGUAUGCUGGGCCACAAAACUGGGUCAACCAAUCCCGUACCCCAAGCCCUAAAAAAAGACAGACCCGACAUGAAAAUGUGAAGGACCGGCUCGAUUCGGUCUUAUGUAGCAACAUUAUUUUAUUUUUAUUUUUUAUUUUUACAUUGGAUAAAUGUAGAGAGUCAGAGCUAGAAAAUGGUAUAUGAUACACUACAGUUGAGGAACAAUGGGAAAGUAAUUAUGCUUUGAAAGUUGAUAAACUUCUAACCCCACUUUUGAGAAAAUGGCCCUUGAAUGUUUAGGUACACUUACUGGAGAGCUCUUCUUUGUCUACACCCAUUCAGCAUCGUUCACACCCUCUUAAGCCUUAGCCCCACCCAUCUCUUUUAAGGAUUCACAUGCUAAACAGUAUUGAAACCAAAGAUUUCAAGACUGAAGGCUGGUUUGACAUUACGUCUAUUGACAUGUCUAUAUACAGUGAUCGCAGUGACAUCAUGAACCUUCUAUUGUCUACUGACAUCAAACUUGUCGUUGUCGUUAUGAAAAAGUUUAAACACAAAAACGACAGGCUGCAUGACAUCAGCAGGCUGGUGGUCCAAAAUAGCAUAACUGGUGUAUUUUAACACCAAUAAACCCAUCCGUUUAAAAAUGAAUGUAGUAUAUGUCAAUCUAGCCAACCAGGCAAUUAAAAGCAACUUUCUAAAGAAUGUUUUGGUUAGAUUCUAGCUUGUUAGCUAGCUAGCUAAAGUUAAGUUAGCUGUCUAGCCAGUUAAAAUAAAGACCAUAUCAUAUAGCUGACAACAUCUUAACUUUAGCUAAUUUGUAUUCAUUAUUACAGGAAAAUAAACUCACAACAAGAUCCUUAUUAACAAGUUAAUGGUGAGCUAAUUACAGAAGAUAUCUUACGGUUGUGAGUGUGACGAAAUAAAAGCAGAGCAUUCUACCUGAGAAUUCUAGAACUUGGACACCGUCUCGUUGGCCUAACGUUACAUCCUAAUUUGACUUUGGUGCAGGUCAUGUUGUUCUUCACAUUACCGUCUCUGGUAAACACACACUAUAUCAAAUAAAAUCAACGUAUAUUUCUCACAUGCACAGGAUACUGAAGGUGUAAACGGUACAGUGAAACGGUUACUUGCAUAGUGAAGUCUUGUUUAAACAUCUAGCUAGCUAGCUAAACAAUGAACCAUAAUCCCAACUCAUAACAUUAUUACCCUGCAUGAAUCUACAGGUAGCUAAAGCUAACCAACUAGGUUAAAUGUUAGCUAGCUAGCUAACAAUAGGCUAUAACUAUCAAUGCAAAUGGCUCUGAGAUACUAAUAAUAUUACUACAUAGAUCAUACACGUAACGUUAGCUAGCGAGGCAACCAGUCAGCUAACGUUAGCUAGCUAGCUAACAGUAUGCUUUAACUUGCAAUGAAAAUGACUUUUUUGACUAGAUUAGAAACGUAUAAUAUCUGAACAUGUAGCUAGCUAAACUCUCUUACCCAUAUACAUGGAUGGACGCUUCUCCCUCUCUGUCACGGAUGCCAUGGUUGCCCUUAGUUUGAAGAUGUAAUCCGAAGACAGUUGUUUUAUACAACAGCCUUCUCUGUGUUCUCUUUUGUCCUCCGCAUAUUUGCAAUCAAAUGCCUGAAUUUUCUCCAUCUCCUUAGCUAUCAUACUCUGCUUCCAUCGGGCAUUCCACUGAUUUCAAAACUCGGUCCACCAGAAAGUGGAGAGCAUUAUCAACACUUUUGCAAUUCUUCAUGAUAUCUUUCAAAAAAGCCACAUUAGAAAGGAUUACCUACACUUACUGACCAGCUCAUGUUAUAGACAGAAGCAUGCUACAUGGCAGACCAAUCCGAACUCAUCUCUCUGCAUUUUCAGCCCAUCCAUUAUCUCAGCCAAUCAUGGCUAGCGGGAAGGUUCCUAUCUUUUUCCUUGGCUAAACCAACUAGGCUCGUAAUUUAAAAAUGUUAUUCGUAUUUACAGAUGGCAUACACAUUUGUUAUUAAGGUACAUGAAAGUUCACAUGUUCCAGAAGGCAUUUCUGCCCCAAAACGCAUUUUGAUAAAAAAUUUUUUAAAAAACUUCAAAUGCCUCUCCUGUGAAGUAGUGAAGCGCGACUAGUUUCCUGAAACGAGUCACAAAUGUGGACCAGUCUGAGACAGUGUACCAUCAUAUCAACACAGUAUUUAAAUCAGGCCAUUUGCACCACUUUGAGUUGAUAGGCUGACUAGGCUUCUUAGUCUGCUGGUCUGGUGAGAGUCUUGAGUUUCCGUUUUAAAUGAGCCCCAUUGAGUAAGCUAAGCUAGACUAGUGUAGCCAAUUUUAAUGUGCCUGUGUGCUGCUUUUAACGGUUGUUCAUUGAGCGCCAGGCAGAAAGAACUCGUUUAGAAAAUAACUCUGUUCUUAGCGCUCUCUCUCUUGUAGAGAACCCGUCGGCGCGUUCUGUUCGUUCUAUUCCAUUGGCUCUACCUAAAAGAGCAAAUUGAGGCUAUACGUCCCAAAUGGCACCCUAUUUCCUUAUGUAGUAGUGCACUACUUUUGACCAGGGCCUAUUCUAUGAGCAAUGGAUUUGGCAAGAGUACAACCAGAUCUGGGACCAGGCUAAAAUACAACCUCUUUUCAAGUUCAAGUUUGUUUAUUCAAGUUUUGUUUAUUUGUCAUAUACAAAGUGAAUAAAUAUAUACAAUAAGUGAAUAAAAAGGGGUAAUAUUAAAUUAAAAACUAGGAUUAACAUUUAGCAAAAAAAAAUCUAACAGAAGAAGGCACACAAAGGUAUUGAAGUGGGAAAGUUAACCUAGACACGGACCUUCUAUAGAAGGUGCAUGCCAUGCGGUUGAUCCACUUGCACGUCACUGGCUAUAAUAUUAGCCUUUUGCCGAGUCCCCAACAACCAGAUGUUCCGGUUUUCAGGGGAAAAGGAAAGAGAGCCUGUGAUGCUUUUGGACGUUAACAAGGUUGACACUCCAUCUUAACUCUUCCUCCACAUUUACUGGAUUGGUUGAACAGUGCAGAAGUGAACCUCCCCCGACAUAUUAAAAAAAAUUUCAGGCGUUUCUUUUAAGCCUGCCACGUUAGGUUACUGGCUUAAUGUUCUUAGUAGGAAAUUUGGGUCGUUGGUCGUUUCUCAAGACAAAAUACUGAAAAACGGUCCUAUUGAAGCCGUGUAGACAGGCCAAAUCACUGCUGUAUUUGGAGAGGUGAUUUUAACCAGAGUUGAGGCCUGGCAGCACCGUGGCAGGGAGGGGUAGCUAAGGUUUUCUCGACCUUUAUAGACUAACCAUGAUUGCCCCCAAAAAUGAGUCCCAAAACGGCACCCUAUUCCCUAUAUAGUGCACUACAUUUGACCAGGGCCUAUAACUGUUCUAUAAAGCCUAGAAAAUAAAUAGGGUGACAUUUGGGACGGACGAUAGCAGCCCAGUCUGGAUGGAAACUUAUUCAACGACUUUAGACAUCGAAUAUUUGAGUGUAACUUUGAUAUAUGGGCUUCGCAGACCAGCUACUGCAGAGCAGAAGCAGAGACAGAAUAGCUUUACUGUAGCAUGAGUUCACUGCAGAAUAGCUUUACUGUAGCACGUGUUCACUGCAGAAUAGCUUUACUGUAGCACGUGUUCACUGCAGAAUAGCUUUACUGUAGCACGUGUUCACUGCAGAAUAGCUUUACUGUAGCACGUGUUCACUGCAGAUACCAGUGAGAGAGAGAGACUGAGACAUACUUGUAGAUAUCCUCAUUACCACAAAAAAAAAAAAAACGUGUUUUUGUUCUAAUGGAAUGUUUUAUCAAAGGACAGAGGCAAAACGAACUGUACUUUAACUGACAUUGAACUGACUAAAUGUUACAUGUUGUGUGUGUAUCAUGACAUAUUCUACUACAGGGCAUAACAUUUAACACAGAUGAUAUUCUCCUCCCUGUAAGAUAUUCUACUACAGGGCAUAACAUUUAACACGGAUGAUAUUCUCCUCCCUGUACGAUAUUCUACUACAGGGCAUAACAUUUAACACGGAUGAUAUUCUCCUCCCUGUACGAUAUUCUACUACAGGGCACAGGCAUAACAUUUAACACGGAUGAUAUUCUCCUCCCUGUAAGAUAUUCUACUACAGGGCACAGGCAUAACAUUUAACACGGAUGAUAUUCUCCUCCCUGUACGAUAUUCUACUACAGGGCACAACAUUUAACACUGAUGAUAUUCUCCUCCCUGUACGAUAUUCUACUACAGGGCAUAACAUUUAACACUGAUGAUAUUCUCCUCCCUGUAAGAUAUUCUACUACAGGGCAUAACAUUUAACACGGAUGAUAUUCUCCUCCCUGUAAGCCGGGCCGGCCUCUGUUCUACCAAGAGGUCUGCACCUUUAUGGCACAGGAGGUAGUGUAAAUUGUAUCCUGUAAAUGGUUCAAGACUUGCACAUUCAGACCCCCCCACCCCCUUACACACACACAAACACAUCUGCCCUCUAAAAGUCCUCAUCUUCCUCUCUAUCACUAUAAUAUAAACCAUGAGGUGGACUAAAGUCCUCAUCUUCCUCUCUAUCACUAUAAUAUAAACCAUGAGGUGUACUAAAGUCCUCAUCUUCCUCUCUAUCACUAUAAUAUAAACCAUGAGGUGUACUAAAGUCCUCAUCUUCCUCUCUAUCACUAUAAUAUAAACCAUGAGGUGGACUGAAGUCCUCAUCUUUUCCAUCUUUUUUCCUUGUAGUUCUGUGAUUGGCUGAAAUCUGUCAUCCGGGACCACAGGAGUGUUCCGCUGACGGCGUUCCUGGGAAUUCUGUCUGUUAUCUAUCUGGGAAUGUCCCCCUACACCACGCUUCCCACCCUCUUCAUCCCCUUCACCCUCUGGAUGGCUGGCUGAUACCGGAAAUUCUGGAAAAUCCAUAAUAAAAUUGGAUAAUAUGUAUAUAGGUGUAUAUUGUUAGAAAUAGAAAUGUUCACAUGUUAAUACAAAUGUAUUUUCUUUUUAAAACAUAAUAAUUUUGGGAGCGUCUUAUAUUUGUCCUUGAACUGGAAAUGUUGUUUCUUGCAUAUCCCAACUCCCCCCCUGAGACACACACAGGGAGUGGGUUCACCAUUGUACUGCACCCCCUGGAGCAAUUAGGGUGAAGUGCCUUGCUCGUGGGCACAGCAACAGAUUUUUUCACCUAGUCUUCUCCGGUAUUCAAAACAGCGGCCUUUCGGUUACUGGCUCAGCACUCUAACCGUUAGGCUACCUGCCACCCCUAAACAGCAGCGUUAUGACAGUGUUCAGACCGUAGCUCAUGUCAUGCUCUAAAUAUGUUUUAUACCACAAGACAACAGAACAGUCACAUUGGCCUUCGAGUUUGGACCCAUCUCUAACCAUGAACGUUUGCACAGAAUGUAUUUUUUAUUUUAUUUUUUACAUUGUAAAAUGUUAAUAAUGUAUUUGUGAUGUAAAUAAACACCUGAACGUUAAACACACACGGUAGUGUACUGAGACUGACCUGUUUGUGUUUGUUUGUGUGUGUGUGUGUGUGUGUGUGUGUGUCUGUGUGUGUGUGUGUGUGUGUGUGUGUGUGUGUGUGUGUGUGUGUGUGUGUGUGUGUGUGUGUGUGGAGCGAUAUCUGCAUAUUGCACCUUUAAUUAUAUAACCUACCAUUGUUGUGGUAGGAGAGGAGGGGACAAGCCUUUGAUUAAUUCAUUCCUUUAUUCUCCCAGCAUCCCUGAGUCUGGCCAGAGAGACUAAUGAUCAGGGCUGCAGAAUUCCAGUCACCUUCCCAGAAUUCCCUGGCGUUUCAGAUAUCCUGCUUGGAAUAUUCCUGGUAUUAUAAAGGAGUGAGGAGAACAUCCAGGAAUCCUCCAGCCAGGCUUUCUGGAAAACCAGGGAGUUUUGGGGAAGUUGCAGUCAAUUUGCAGCCCUAAGGUCAUGACGCAUUAUCCUUUGGUAUGGGGAAAUAAAAUGUAUAUGUUGUUCCAGAUCUGUUUGUGCUGUCUUGCCAACUCCUACGGUCAAAGUUGACUAAACAGCACAAACAGAUCUUGGAACCAGGCUAGAUCUUUCUCAUCCACUACUUUUGACCAGGUCUCGCACCCUAUUCCCUAUGUAGUGCACUAUAGACCAGAGAAUGGCACCCUAUUCCCUAUAUAGUGCACUACUUUAGACCAGAGAAUGGCACCCUAUUCCCUAUAUAGUCCACUACUUUAGACCAGAGAGUGGCACCCUAUUCCCUAUAUAGUGCACUACUUUAGACCAGAGAAUGGCACCCUAUUCCCUAUAUAGUGCACUACUUUAGACCAGAGAAUGGCACCCUAUUCCCUAUAUAGUGCACUAAUUUAGACCAGAGAAUGGCACCCUAUUCCCUAUAUAGUGCACUACUUUAGACCAGAGAAUGGCACCCUAUUCCCUAUAUAGUGCACUACUUUUGGCCAGAGCCAUGGGUCUUGGUCAAACAUAGUGCACUAUACAGGGAAUAGGGUGCAGAUUCAGACUUUAGACCUAACAUUGGGAAAUAAUAGCAUUGUUCUGUUAAGCUUAUGUACUUGCUGCUCCAAAAAUCCAAAUCUCUUUACGUUCCGAAUGGCACCCUAUUCCCUAUAUAGUGCACUACUUUAGACCAGGACCUAUAGGGACUAGGCUGCCAUUUGUGAUGCAGACUUUCUUUGUUAUUGAUGAAAUACUCAGCAAAAGUGUCCACAUCACUCUAAUCCACAGCUCUGAGUAGGAGUUGUCCUUAGGCACAGAUCUAGGAUCAGCUUAGCCUCAGUCAAAUCCUAGCCUUAAUCAUUUUGGGGAAGCACAAAACUGACCUUAGAUCAGUGGUAAGUACUAAUUCCUUCAGCUCCACCUACCUAGUGGCUGGGCUAAUAAAAACAUCCAGGUAGCGAACUCUCCCCUCUCUCUCUCUUUCAGAACUCUGUCUCUCCGUGUCUCCGUCAACACUCCAACUCUCCUCCUACACAUUCUGUCCAUCUCUCCCUCUCUCUCUUUCAACACUUCCUCUAUCUCUCCUUAUUUUUUUCCCUCACUCUCCAUCUCUCCAGUCCUCUUUUCCAUCUCUCACUCUCUCUCUCUCUCUGUCUCUCUCUCUCUCUCUCUCUCUCUCUCUCUCUCUCUCUCUCUCUCUCUCCUCUCUCUCUCUCUCUCUCUCUCUCUCUCUCUCUCUCUCUCUCUCUCUCUCUCUCUCUCCCUCCAUCUCCCCUUCUCCUCCUCCGUGUCAGGACCAUGUUUCCUCUCACCCUCCUCAGCCUGCUCUUCAUCACCCCACAAACAGACGACAAGAAAGAGAAAGAAAAAACCCUGGCAACAACCAAAGAGGAAGCUCCAUCUAAGUAUGACUCCAUGUUCCAGAGAGGGGACCUGUUGAAGGUAUGGAAUAAAUUAAUGUAGUCAAAUGGCUGAGGCAACUCUAUGGCUGAGGCAACUCUAUGGCUGAGGCAACUCUAUGGCUGAGGCAACUCUAUGGCUGAGGCAACUCUAUGGCUGAGGCAACUCUAUGGCUGAGGCAACUCUAUGGCUGAGGCAAGUCUAUGGCUGAGGCAACUCUAUCGCUGAGUCAACUCUAUGGCUGAGGCAACUCUAUGGCUGAGGCAACUCUAUGGCUGAGUCAACUCUAUGGCUGAGGCAACUCUAUGGCUGAGGCAACUCUUUCGCUGAGGCAACUCUAUGGCUGAGGCAACUCUAUGGCUGAGGCAACUCUAUGGCUGAGGCAACACUAUGGCUGAGGCAACUCUAUGGCUGAGGCAACUCUAUGGCUGAGGCAACUCUAUGGCUGAGGCAACUCUAUGGCUGAGGCAACUCUAUGGCUGAGGCAACUCUAUGGCUGAGUCAACUAUAUGGCUGAGGCAACUCUAUGGCUGAGUCAACUAUGGCUGAGGCAACUCUAUGGCUGAGGCAACUCUAUGGCUGAGGCAACUCUAUGGCUGAGGCAAGUCUAUGGCUGAGGCAACUCUAUGGCUGAGUCAACUCUAUGGCUGAGGCAACUCUAUGGCUGAGGCAACUCUAUGGCUGAGGCAACUCUAUGGCUGAGGCAAGUCUAUGGCUGAGGCAACUCUAUGGCUGAGGCAACUCUUUCGCUGAGGCAACUCUAUGGCUGAGCCCCAAUUGGCGCCCUAUUCCCUUCGCUCCCUCUGGUCUAAAGUAGUGCACUAUAUAGGGAAUAGGGUGCCAUUCUCUGGUCUAAAGUAGUGCACUAUAUAGGGAAUAGGGUGCCAUUCUCUGGUCUAAAGUAGUGCACUAUAUAGGGAAUAGGGUGCCAUUCUCUGGUCUAAAAUAGUGCACUAUAUAGGGAAUAGGGUGCCAUUCUCUGGUCUAAAGUAGUGGACUAUAUAGGGAAUAGGGUGCCAUUCUCUGGUCUAAAGUAGUGCACUAUAUAGGGAAUAGGGUGCCAUUCUCUGGUCUAAAAUAGUGCACUAUAUAGGGAAUAGGGUGCCAUUCUCUGGUCUAAAGUAGUGCACUAUAUAGGGAAUAGGGUGCCAUUCUCUGGUCUAAAGUAGUGAACUAUAUAGGGGAUAGGGUGCCAUUCUCUGGUCUAAAGUAGUGCACUAUAUAGGGAAUAGGGUACCAUUCUCUGGUCUAAAGUAGUGCACUAUAUAGGGAAUAGGGUGCCAUUCUCUGGUCUAAAGUAGUGCACUACAUAGGGAAUAGGGUGCCAUUCUCUGGUCUAAAGUAGUGCACUACAUAGGGAAUAGGGUGCCAUUCUCUGGUCUAAAGUAGUGCACUAUAUAGGGAAUAGGGUACCAUUCUCUGGUCUAAAGUGGUGCACUACAUAGGGAAUAGGGUGCCAUUCUCUGGUCUAAAGUAGUGCACUACAUAGGGAAUAGGGUGCCAUUCUCUGGUCUAAAGUAGUGCACUAGAUAGGGAAUAGGGUGCCAUUCUCUGGUCUAAAGUAGUGCACUAUAUAGGGAAUAGGGUGCCAUUCUCUGGUCCAAUGUAGUGCACUAUAUAGGGAAUAGGGUACCAUUCUCUGGUCCAAUGUAGUGCACUAUAUAGGGAAUAGGGUGCCAUUUGGGACACUAAAUGUAUUUUAAACAUGUCCAAUAUAACUCAUUCGUUCAGGUACCCCGGACGUUGUUCACUCAUUUUGGGAUCUACCUGGGCGGAGGCAAGGUGGCUCACCUGAUACCCGACAUACUGCCUAUGGUGUCAGAGGAUGAGGAAGCUGUCAGAGAGAUGGUCACCAAUAACAGACUGAUACUGGGGGGUCAUCGCUAAGGUGACGGGGGACUGGGGGAGGGGGGACUGGGGGGGGGGGGGACUGGGGGGGGGACGGGGGGACUGGGGGGGGGAGGGGGGGGGACUGGGGGGGGGGGACUGGGGGGGGGGGGACUGGGGGGGGGGGGGGGGGGGGGGACUGGGGGGGGACGGGGGUGAUGUGUGGUGUGGUGUCUGAUGAUGAGGAGGCUAUCAUCACUACCGUAAAUGGGAGAAAGUGUGUGUGUGUGUGUGUGUGUGUGUGUGUGUCUGACGAUGGAGAAUUCGUAUGAAUUCGUAUGAAGGUAUGUUAGAGGUAACUGUGUGUUUGUGUGUGUGUGUGUGUGUGUGCGUGCGUGUGUGUGUGUGUGUGCGUGCGUGCGUGCGUGCGUGCGUGCGUGCGUGCGCGUGCGUGCGCGUGCGUGCGUGCGUGUGAGUGUGUGUGUGUGUGUGUGUGUGUGUGUGUGUGUGUGUGUGUGUGUGUUCUCUAACUGUCCUCCUCCUCUCUCAGUGUGCCAGUGUGAGGGUGGACACUGUGGAAGACUUUGCGUACGGCUCAGAGAUUAUUGUGAACCCCAUGGAUAAGGUACAGUAAGCAGGCAGCCAUAGAUGAACUGUCUGGUUUAAACAUGGUGGAUACUGACAAGCCAGCCUGAUCCUGCUAGCUUACAUAAAUAUGCUAUAAGGAAUCAGUGUAGCACAUACACUAUAUAUAUAUAUAUAUAUAUAUAUAUAUAUAUAUACAAAAGUAUGUGGACACCCCUUCAAAUUAGUGGAUUCGGCUAUUUCAGCCACACCCGUUGCUGACAGGUCCAUAAAAUCAAGCACACAGCCAUGCAAUCUCCAUAGACAAACAUUGGAAAAGCCGACUGCGAGCCAGGCCUAAUCGCCCGACGUCAGUGCCCGACCUCACUAAAUGCUCUUGUGGCUGAAUGGAAGCAAGUCCCCUCAGCAAUGUUCCAACAUCUAGUGGAAAGCCUUCCCAGAAGAGUGGAGGCUGUUAUAGCAGCAAAGGGGGGGGACCAACUCCAUAUUAAUGCCCAUGAUUUUGGAAUGAGAUGGUCGACGAGCAGGUGUCCACAUACUUUUGGUCAUGUAGUGUAUAUUAAACGAUUAAAGCUUGUGUCCACAUACUUUUGGUCAUGUAGAGUAUGUCUGUAAGCUCACCAGAUCAGGCUCGCGAGUCUAACUCGAUGUAUCUAUUCACUACUUCAAUAUACUCAAGACUAUAAAAACAGUGAACAGUGACUAUUUCAGAUGCAUCCUGUCUGUAUCUCUGUCUCUGUCUAUCAGGUGUCUGUAUCUCUGUCUAUCAGGUGUCUGUAUCUCUGUCUAUCAGGUGUCUGUAUCUCUGUCUAUCAGGUGUCUAUCUGCUAUCUCUGUCUAUCAGGUGUCUGUACUCUGUCUAUCAGGUGUCCUGUGUCUCUGUCUAUCAGGUGUCUGUAUCUCUGUCUAUCAGGUGUCUUAUCUCUGUCUAUCAGGUGUCUGUAUCUCUGUUGUCUAUCAGGUUGUAUCUGUCUAUCGUGUCUGUUCUGUUAUCAGGUGUCUGUAUCUUUUGUUCUCUGUCUAUCAGGUGUCUGUAUCUCUGUCUAUCAGGUGUCUUAUCUCUGUAUCUUCUGUCUCUGUCUAUCAGGUGUCUGUAUCUCUGUCUCUGUCUAUCAGGUGUCUGUAUCUUUGUAUCUCUGUCUAUCAGGUGUCUGUAUCUCUGUAUAUCAGGUGUCUGUAUCUCUGUCUCUGUCUAUCAGGUGUCUGUAUCUCUGUCUGUCAGGUGUCUGUAUCUCUGUAUCUCUGUCUAUCAGGUGUCUGUAUCUCUGUAUAUCAGGUGUCUGUAUCUCUGUCUCUGUCUAUCAGGUGUCUGUAUCUCUGUCUGUCAGGUGUCUGUAUCUCUGUAUCUCUGUCUAUCAGGUGUCUGUAUCUCUGUAUAUCAGGUGUCUGUAUCUCUGUCUCUGUCUAUCAGGUGUCUGUGUCUCUGUCUGUCAGGUGUCUGUAUCUUUGUAUCUCUGUCUAUCAGGUGUCUGUAUCUCUGUAUAUCAGGUGUCUGUAUCUCUGUCUCUGUCUAUCAGGUGUCUGUAUCUCUGUCUGUCAGGUGUCUGUAUCUCUGUAUCUCUGUCUAUCAGGUGUCUGUAUCUCUGUCUAUCAGGUGUCUGUAUCUCUGUCUAUCAGGUGUCUGUAUCUCUGUCUGUCAGGUGUCUGUAUCUCUGUAUCUCUGUCUAUCAGGUGUCUGUAUCUCUGUAUAUCAGGUGUCUGUAUCUCUGUAUAUCAGGUGUCUGUAUCUCUGUCUAUCAGGUGUCUGUAUCUCUGUCUAUCAGGUGUCUGUAUCUCUGUCUAUCAGGUGUCUGUAUCUCUGUCUAUCAGGUGUCUGUAUCUCUGUCUAUCAGGUGUCUGUAUCUCUGUCUAUCAGGUGUCUGUAUCUCUGUCUAUCAGGUGUCUGUAUCUCUGUCUAUCAGGUGUCUGUAUCUCUGUCUAUCAGGUGUCUGUAUCUCUGUCUAUCAGGUGUCUGUAUCUCUGUCUAUCAGGUGUCUGUAUCUCUGUCUAUCAGGUGUCUGUAUCUCUGUCUAUCAGGUGUCUGUAUCUCUGUCUAUCAGGUGUCUGUAUCUCUGUCUAUCAGGUGUCUGUAUCUCUGUCUACCAGGUGUCUGUAUCUCUGUAUCUCUGUCUAUCAGGUGUCUCUGUCUCUGUCUACCAGGUGUCUGUAUCUCUGUAUCUCUGUCUAUCAGGUGUCUGUAUCUCUGUCUAUCAGGUGUCUGUAUCUCUGUAUCUCUGUCUAUCAGGUGUCUGUAUCUCUGUCUAUCAGGUGUCUGUAUCUCUGUCUGUCAGGUGUCUGUAUCUCUGUCUAUCAGGUGUCUGUAUCUCUGUCUAUCAGGUGUCUGUAUCUCUGUCUAUCAGGUGUCUGUAUCUCUGUCUCUGUCUAUCAGGUGUCUCUGUCUCUGUCUAUCAGGUGUCUGUAUCUCUGUCUAUCAGGUGUCUGUAUCUCUGUCUAUCAGGUGUCUGUAUCUCUGUCUAUCAGGUGUCUGUAUCCCUGUCUAUCAGGUGUCUGUAUCCCUGUCUAUCAGGUGUGCAGUCGCCCCCCACUGAAAGGAGAGGAAGUGGCUGGAAGGGCAGAGAAGCUCCAGGGCUGCACAGCCUACAGCCUGCUGUGGUAUAACUGCGAACACUACGUCAUGUACUGUCGAUACGGCACCUGCAUGAGCUUCCAAACCUUCCAGGUUAGGACCAAUACAAACAUGAUACAUAUAGAUUGAUCAGUAUCAAUGUCUGUCUGUCUGCCUGCCUAGUACCAACCCAAUAUGUCUGUCUGUCUGCCUGCCUAGUACCAACCCAAUAUGUCUGUCUGUCUGCCUGCCUAGUACCAACCCAAUAUGUCUGUCUGUCUGCCUGCCUAGUACCAACCCAAUAUGUCUGUCUGUCUGUCUGCCUAGUACCAACCCAAUAUGUCUGUCUGUCUGCCUGCCUAGUACCAACCCAAUAUGUCUGUCUGUCUGUCUGUGUGCCCAUCUCUCUCUCUGUCUGUCUUUCUGUCAGUCUGUCUGUCUGUCUGUCUUAAAUACACUGUUCUCCUCUGUUGUCUGUCUGUCUGUCUGUCUGUCUGUCUGUCUGUCUGUCUGUCUGUCUGUCUGUCUGUCUGUCUGUCUGUCUUAAAUACACUGUUCUCCUCUGUUGUCUGUCUGUUCUGUCUGUCUGUCUGUUCUCCUCUGUCUGUCUGUCUGUCUGUCUGUUCUCCUCUGUCUGUCUGUCUGUCUGUCUGUCUGUCUGUCUGUCUGUCUGUCUGUCUGUCUGUCUGUCUGUCUGUCUGUCUGUCUGUCUGUCUGUCUGUCUGUCUGUCUUUCUGUCAGUAUGUCUGUCUGUCUGUCUUAAAUACACUGUUCUCCUCUGUUGUCUGUCUGUCUGUCUGUCUUAAAUACACUGUUCUCCUCUGUUGUCUGUCUGUCUGUCUGUCUGUCUGUCUGUCUGUCUGUCUGUUCUCCUCUGUUGUCUGUCUGUCUGUCUGUCUGUCUGUCUGUCUGUCUGUCUGUCUGUCUGUCUCUGUCUGUCUGUCUGUCUGUCUGUUCUCCUCUGUUGUCUGUCUGUCUGUCUGUCUGUCUCUGUCUGUCUGUCUGUUCUCCUCUGUUGUCUGUCUGUCUGUCUGUCUGUCUGUCUGUCUGUCUGUCUGUCUGUUCUCCUCUGUUGUCUGUCUGUCUGUCUGUCUGUCUGUCUGUCUGUCUGUUCUCCUCUGUUGUCUGUCUGUCUGUCUGUCUUAAAUUCACUGUUCUCCUCUGCUUUGCAGUUUCUAUGCUUCCGUUUGCAGUGUGUGAAAAACUAAACUAAAUCCUAUCGCAACCAUUAUAAUAACUAUAAUAACUUCAUCUCUUUUUCUCAGAGAAGGUUAUCUUUUCUCAGAAACACAAUUAGAAAGCCCAUUCAACUGCAACGUGCUUGUUAAUGUUUAAUGUGUGUGUGUGUGUGUGUGUAGUGUGUGUGUGUGUGUGUGUGUUGUGUGUGUGUGUGUGUGUAGUGUGUGUGUGUGUGUGUGUGUGUAUGUGUGUGUGUGUGUGUGUGUAGUGUGUGCGUGUGAGUGUGUGUGUGUGUGUGUGUGUGUGUGUGUGUGUGUGUGUGUAGUGUGUGUAUGAGUGUGUGUGUGUGUGUGUGUGUGUGUGUGUGUGUGUGUGUGUGUGUGUGUGUGUGUGUGUGUGUGUGUGUGUGUGUGUGUGUGUGUGUGUGUGUGUGUGUGUGUGUGUGUGUGUAGUGUGUAGUGUGUGCAUGAGUGUGUGUGUGCUUUCCAGGGUCUAAAUGACUGCAUGGUAAUAAUGACCAUAGCAAAACACAUUGGCCAAUUAAAUAGAGUUAAGCCUCUUGUGUGGUUACAAUAGGAACAAUGGAACAAAUACUUUUGUUAGGCAAUUUAUAAAAGUUUUUUAAGUAAAUCCAUCUUAUAAACAGAACACUCUGGACCAAUUAAUCUGAUUUCUGAUUGGCUGGAUCUGGAACAAGGUUACUUAUGUCAGUCACUAACCACCUCUGAUGUAUAGUAACAAGUAAAGUAGUGUUUAGUAACAAGUAAAGUAGUGUGUAGUAACAAGUAGACUAGUGUAUAGUAACAAGUAAAGUAGUGUGUAGUAACAAGUCAAGUAGUGUAUAGUAACAAGUAGUGUAUAGUAACAAGUAAAGUAGUGUUUAGUAACAAGUAAAGUAGUGUAUAGUAACUAGUAAAGUAGUGUAUAGUAACUAGUAAAGUAGUGUAUAGUAACUAGUAAAGUAGUGUAUAGUAACUAGUAAAGUAGUGUAUAGUAACAAGUAAAGUAGUGUGUAGUAACUAGUAAAGUAGUGUGUAGUAACAAGUAAAGUAGUGUAUAGUAACUAGUAAAGUAGUGUAUAGUAACAAGUAAAGUAGUGUAUAGUAACUAGUAAAGUAGUGUAUAGUAACUAGUAAAGUAGUGUGUAGUAACAAGUAAAGUAGUGUAUAGUAACAAGUAAAGUAGUGUUUAGUAACAAGUAAAGUAGUGUAUGGUAACAAGUAAAGUAGUGUAUAGUAACAAGUAAAGUAGUGUGUAGUAACAAGUAGAGUAGUGUAAAGUAACUAGUAAAGUAGUGUAUAGUAACAAGUAGAGUAGUGUAUAGUAACAAGUAAAGUAGUGUAUAGUAACAAGUAGUGUAUAGUAACAAGUAGUGUAUAGUAACAAGUAAAGUAGUGUAUAGUAACAAGUAAAGUAGUGUAAAGUAACUAGUAAAGUAGUGUAUAGUAACAAGUAGUGUAUAGUAACAAGUAAAGUAGUGUUUAGUAACAAGUAAGGUAGUGUAUGGUAACAAGUAAAGUAGUGUAAAGUAACUAGUAAAGUAGUGUAUAGUAACAAGUAAAGUAGUGUAAAGUAACUAGUAAAGUAGUGUGUAGUAACAAGUAAAGUAGUGUAUAGUAACAAGUAGUGUAUAGUAACAAGUAAAGUAGUGUUUAGUAACAAGUAAAGUAGUGUAUAGUAACACGUAAAGUAGUGUAAAGUAACUAGUAAAGUAGUGUAUAGUGACAAGUAAAGUAGUGUUUAGUAACAAGUAAAGUAGUGUAUAGUAACAAGUAAAGUAGUGUAUAGUAACAAGUAAAGUCGUGUAAAGUAACAAGUAAAGUAGUGUAUAGUAACAAGUAAAGUAGUGUAAAGUAACAAGUAAAGUAGUGUAAAGUAACUAGUAAAGUAGUGUGUAGUAACAAGUAUUGUAUAGUAACAAGUAAAGUAGUGUUUAGUAACAAGUAAAGUAGUGUAUGGUAACAAGUAAAGUAGUGUAAAGUAACUAGUAAAGUUGUGUAUAGUAACAAGUAAAUUAGUGUAAAGUAACUAGUAAAGUAGUGUGUAGUAACAAGUAAAGUAGUGUAUAGUAACAAGUAGUGUAUAGUAACAAGUAAAGUAGUGUUUAGUAACAAGUAAAGUAGUGUAUAGUAACAAGUAAAGUAGUGUAUAGUAACAAGUAAAGUAGUGUAUAGUAACAAGUAAAGUAGUGUAAAGUAACUAGUAAAGUAGUGUGUAGUAACAAGUAAAGUAGUGUAUAGUUACAAGUAGUGUAUAGUAACAAGUAAAGUAUUGUUUAGUAACAAGUAAAUUAGUGUAUAGUAACAAGUAGUGUAUAGUAACAAGUAAAGUAGUGUAUAGUAACAAGUAAAGUAGUGUGUAGUAACAAGUAAAGUAGUGUAUAGUAACAAGUAGUGUAUAGUAACAAGUAAAGUAGUGUUUAGUAACAAGUAAAUUAGUGUUUAGUAACAAGUAGUGUAUAGUAACUAGUAAAGUAGUGUGUAGUAACAAGUAAAGUAGUGUAUAGUAACAAGUAGUGUAUAGUAACAAGUAAAAUAGUGUUUAGUAACAAGCAAAGUUGUGUAUGGUAACAAGUAAAGUAGUGUAAAGUAACUAGUAAAGUUGUGUAUAGUAACAAGUAAAUUAGUGUAAAGUAACUAGUAAAGUAGUGUGUAGUAACAAGUAAAGUAGUGUAUAGUAACAAGUAGUGUAUAGUAACAAGUAAAGUAGUGUAUAGUAACAAGUAAAGUAGUGUAUAGUAACAAGAAAAGUAGUGUUUAGUAACAAGUAAAGUAGUGUAUAGUAACAAGUAAAGUAGUGUAUAGUAACAAGUAAAGUAGUGUUUAGUAACAAGUAAAGUAGUGUAUAGUAACAAGUAAAGUAGUGUAUAGUAACAAGUAGUGUAUAGUAACAAGUAAAGUAGUGUUUAGUAACAAGUAAAUUAGUGUAUAGUAACAAGUAAAGUAGUGUAAAGUAACUAGUAAAGUAGUGUAUAGUAACAAGUAGUGUAUAGUAUCAAGUAAAGUAGUGUAUAGUAACAAGUAAAGUAGUGUAUAGUAACAAGUAAAGUAGUGUUUAGUAACAAGUAAAGUAGUCAUUGGGAACAUCAUUCAAUCAAUUCAAUUGAUCAAUCCACAGGGUUUACCUAUAAUACAUAUAUUUACGACUGAGGUAAAUAUAUGUAUUAUAGGUAAAGUUUUCAGGUCUCAUGCAAUGUGGUCCUCUGUAGCUCAAUUGGUAGAGCAUGGCGCUUGUAACGCCAGGGUAGUGGGUUCGAUCCCCGCGACCACCCAUAUGUAAAAAUGUAUGCGCACAUGACUGUAAGUCGCUUUGGAUAAAAGUGUCUGCUAAAUGGCAUAUUAUUAUUAUUAUUAUGUUAGGUUCCUCUUGGAAGGGACUAGAGAGAGACUAGGGUUGCAUCCGAAAUGGAUGGUCCUAUGGGCCUGGUCAAUAGUAGUCCAGUUAGGCCUGAAUGAUGUUCCCAAUGACCUGUAGUCUUCAGGUCUCAGACAAGGUUACUCAUCAUGCCUUAUUUACACCUCAGAACAGAGACCAGGUAGGUCAUCUGUUCACCUGUAUCCUUGUAGCAGGGACCUACAGGUAGUUAACUAGCUAGUAGACCUACAAUGACUUAUAUUUCAUCACACGAUGCACCUUUUGUAAUCUCUCGUGAACAGACUACGUAAAUCUGACCAAAUUACGCUGAAUUUGAGUUCUGGGUUAACUGAGAUUAGAAACUGUCUCUUUGAGAGCCGCUAAUAUGGGCUGAACCUGUACUAUGUUUAUAGCCUACCUGACCUGUCCCUUGUAGGUUGACCUACAGUGUGCGCUUGCAUGUGUAUGUGUAUUUGUGACCUGAUGGGCCCAUUGACCAACAGUUAGUCUGAUGGGAUCUACAAACGAGAUUCUGGAACCUUCCUUCACCUGGUUACUAAAAUGGAGGCUAGUUGGCCUGCCUGAACCUACUCACCUUAACACAUACCAAGCAAGAGGUGAAGGGAUGAAGAGAUGGAUGGAUGGAUGAAUGAAUUUAAAUGAAUGAAUGAAGUUAUAUACACACACACAGUCACAGGGAAGAUCAUACUAAAGCUAUCACUGGAACAGUAGAACUCUAGAAUACAGAACACUCCGUAGAAUACUAGAACAGUAGAACUCUAGAAUACAGAACACUCCAUAGAAUACUAGAACAGUAGAACUCUAGAAUACAGAACACUCCGUAGAAUACUAGAACAGUAGAACUCUAGAAUACAGAACACUCCGUAGAAUACUAGAACAGUAGAACUCUAGAAUACAGAACACUCCGUAGAAUACUAGAACAGUAGAACUCUAGAAUACAGAACACUCCGUUAAAUACUAGAACAGUAGAACUCUAGAAUACAGAACACUCCGUAGAAUACUAGAACAGUAGAACUCUAGAAUACAGAACACUCCGUUAAAUACUAGAACAGUAGAACUCUAGAAUACAGAACACUCCGUAGAAUACUAGAAGAAGAGUAGAACUCUAGAAGAACUACCGUAGAAUACUAGAACAGUAGAACUCUAGAAUACAGAAUACUCCGUAGAAUUCAACUGAUUGACAAACUAAUUAUGUUAAGUGAUACUAUGGCACCCCCUAGCGGGCAUAUCUUAUAAAUGACAGGCAGGGUCCUGUAUUAUCAACAGCCCGAGGGCACACAGCUGGAGAAAAUAAAUAAUGUAUACAUUUCAUCUCUCUCUCCACCCCCUCUCUAUCUCCCCACUAACUCUAUCACUCUCCCCUUCUCCCCCCUCUAUCUCUCUCCCCCUUCUAUCUCUCUCAGUUCUGUAAGACAGUGAAGAAGUUCAUUCUGAGCCGGAGGAGUGCCAAGUUGACAGCGGUGUUAGGCCCAGUACUAGUGCUCUAUGUGGGGGUAGUGUCUCUCUGCUCAGCCCUGGUCAUGAUCCUGGUUCCCUUUAUUAUCUGGAUGGCCUCCUAGACUCCUGGAGUGAAGAAAG